This is a messenger RNA of Aspergillus ibericus CBS 121593, 571 nucleotides long. RefSeq lists its product as uncharacterized. Lineage: Eukaryota; Fungi; Ascomycota; Eurotiomycetes; Eurotiales; Aspergillaceae. The transcript has 2 exons. The coding region runs from base 1 to 564 and encodes 187 amino acids. The record is from RefSeq and is a predicted model, not a curated record.
AUGAAGCUUUCCUCCGUUCUUUCGACCUUGAUGGUCGCUGGCCUGGUUGCUGCGGCUCCUCCUGCUCCUCGUCCUACGGACCUCCAGAUUCAUCCCCACCCCGGUUCUCCCCCUGAUGCUCCUGCUCCCAAGCCCGACGACAACGGUCCUCACAGGCGGGAUGACGGGCCGAAGCCUGACGAGGACGGUCACAAGCCUGACAAUGCACCGAAGCCUAAGAAGAACGACCCUAAGCCUCACGAUUCGGCCAAGCCCAAGCCUGAGGACCCUGCUCCGAAGGACCCCAAGCCACACUACAAUGGUCAUCAUAAGCGCGACGGACCCAAGCCUCAGCCUCACAAGGACGCUCCGGCUCCUAAGGACCCCAAGCCUCAUGACGACGGUCCUCACAAGCGUGACGGACCCAAGCCGCCCAAGAACGACCCCAAGCCUCAACCUCACAAGGACGGUCCUCCCAAGAAUGGCCCCAAGCCUGACGACUCGCCCAAGCCCCAGCCGAAGCCUCACCAGAAGGCACCUGCUCCCAAAGACGACAAGCCCCAGGAUCCCCCUAAGCACAACUGAAUUGAGG